This is a messenger RNA of Cephus cinctus (wheat stem sawfly), 2985 nucleotides long. RefSeq lists its product as uncharacterized. NCBI's taxonomy places the organism in Eukaryota, Metazoa, Arthropoda, Insecta, Hymenoptera, Cephidae. Bases 173 to 2956 code for a protein of 927 amino acids. The record is from RefSeq and is a predicted model, not a curated record. The transcript is spliced from 16 exons.
CGUUCGAACGUACGCAUUGCUCGUUCUUCAAGUCCAGAAAUUGGUUAUCCAGAAAUCUCGUAAUGUCAUUAAUUGUUCUGAAACUAGUCGAUGAAAUUAAUCGAAGAAUCGCGCUUUUAUCAAUCAUUCGUAAAAAGUAAUCAGUAUACUAUCGUCUAUACAAAUUGAGAAGAUGGCUGCAAAAGUUGCAGGACCAGGGGCAGCAAACAAUUCGCCAGAUUCAGAAAUUGCCAGUCUUCAGGUCACUUUACCACAAAUGUUGGAUCUUGCUCUUGGGACUCCUGAGGUGGGCGCAGUCAACCUCAAUAUUUUGCACAAUUUUCUGCAUGUUUUGCUGCAUCAAAUUAACUUGCGCAAUACGAAAGUCGAAUUUAGGGGCGACGAAGCCAACAGGAUAAAGACUAUGGUAGCGUCCUUGAAGGCUGGUCCAAGUUUGCAUUUUCAGCAGUACAGUAUUACGGACGAUUCGGGAAACAUUAAACAGCGAGUUCAGAAUACUGAGAAUAGUUCAGUAAAAGCCGAAGUUUAUACAGAAGAAACGAAAGAUUCGCCAGAAAGUGUAAAACAAAAAAGAUCCGCUGCAAGUGCUCCAGCAACAGCCCGAGGAAAAACAGGAAGAGAGCAAGGAUCAGACACUUCCCUCGAAGAAGGUGCACCAGCUGCCAAGAAGUCAAAGGGCGUCAAACAACAAAUUGGCGUCGGUGUCAACGGUGAAAGCCAAUCUGUCAUCUUCAUCGAACCCUUGAUCGACGGUACAACGCCUACGGUUUUGGCCUUCAAGCAACUCGAUGACAGCGUCAGGAAACUUCAUGAGAAAUUUCAUGCAAUGGAGGAAUUUGCGAAUAAUCCAGAGAUGAUUGAGCGUGUGAAAGCCAGUGCCAGUGACCCACUUUCGGAUAUGUGGCAUCUUAUUAAUAUUGGAAAAAGAUUAGAUGCCACUGAACAGACCGUCGAUAAGCUUGCGACAAUGCUGCAAGAUCUUAUAAAAGGCGAUUCAACCGGGAUAGGGACUGGUUCGAAUAAUCAGACUAUUGAUGAAAUACGUGAACGUCUUGAACACGUGGAAGAAUAUCUUUCUCUGAAGCCUCAAGAGAUCGUUAUAGAACAAGGCACUCAAAACGAGGAGGUGGAUACAAAAGCGAAAAAUAAUCAAUUAAAAAGUGACGUUCCAACAACAAAAGAAACAGAUUCUACGACUCCUGCAAUAUCCGCCGAAGCAACAGCUGAAAUUGAGACAAUUGUUACAAAACCUGCAUCACCUAAGCGCAGUUUCAUAAUCAAUACAGAAAUUGCUGAAAUACGAAGCGUCCUGGCAACGUUAAAAAAUGAUGUUGGUAAAGUACAAGUCGAAGUGUCAGAACUGCAGUCGAAGAUGUUGAAAGCCUCAUCAAUAGCUACCACAGAGAAGUCUGGUGUACCCCAGACAGCAAGCAUUAAGGAAGUCGAAAUUCAGAAGGAGACAACUGGAAGUGUUGAAAUUGAAGUUGGCGAGACAGAAGACACUAACAUUUCCAGUUGUAUGGAAGCUGUUAAGAACAUUGAAGCAAUGUAUGGGGACGCACUGCACGAAUUGGGCGAGCGUGUUAGAGCCAUAGAAAUAGAUAUAGGUUUGAUUAUGGAAAAAGUGAACAGCAGCAGCAUGAACGUAAUGGCGUUGGAAGUAUCUCCAGGACCAAAUGAAUUAGUAUCCAAGAUCCAAAGUAUACAGGCUGACCUGGAACGUGUCAGUCAGACUGCCAAUAGGUUAUUGGAUGAACGAGAAGCUCGUGAAACCCAUACUAACGCUCUUGUAGAACAAAUUGAACUCUUAAAAACUAUAAAGGCGGAUAAAGAAGAUUUGGAAGAUGCGUUGGCAGAUAAAGCUGACGCACAAGCAGUCAAUAGAAAAGUCUCGUAUGAUCAAUUCGAUGCAGCCUGCGAUGAUCUUGCGCGCGGGCUUGAAGAUGCUAUUGGCAAAUUGUCCCAGCAAGAAAGUGUGUGGCAGCAGGCUUUGGACGAGGUACAAAAAGGGGUAGAAAAUAAAGUGGACAAAAUGGAAAUGUCUCCUUUGAAAGAUUUCGUUAACGCAAAAUUAAAGACUCUCCAAGAGAAGCUUAAGGCUCUGUCAGAAAUGCGAAAAGAGGCCGAAGCUGCCGGAACGAAAAAGAUGUUAAGAGACGUGCAAUGCAUAUCGUGUGACAAGAACGUGGUAAUGAGAAUGGAGGAAGGUAAUGGUUUCCAUGCUGAGCCAAUGCCCUGUACAAGAAGUAUAAAACCGUACUUGACCUAUGAACUGGAUCAAGUGAGAAAGCAGCAAAGAAAGUUACCCCAUGGUAGAAACAUGGUACAGUUAGAAGCCGCGCUGCAGGAAGAGGCAAGGAAGGCAAAAGCAACGAAGGAAGAAAUAUUAGUAAAAACCCCAAGAGACCAUUUGUGCAAUCGGUACUGCGGCGGAAGUCAUACAGUGACUACUCCUCAACAAAGAGUAAUGAGGGUUGGACAUUUUCUGACCCAAUGGGGACCGGAAGCGAUACAAUUAACGGAAGGACUCGUGAAAGGUACAGAUGGUCAAUUGUACAAAGGUCGUCCAGUUUCAAUUAAACCAGUUUGUGGCAAUAGUUGCAAAGAAGAUGAAGUGGAUAAAACUAUUCCUAUGGAAAUAGAGGCUCCAAUUUCAAAUCGCCCAAGCAUUUCCAGUGCACGAAGACCUAGUAGCGUAUCCCAAAGAAGAAUGAGUGCGAGAAAACUAGCUGCUCCUGCGGAGCCUCCAGUUCAGGAUACAAUAAACGAAGAAGUAACACGGGAGGAACAACAUUCCUCGGUUAUUCUAAAAAGUAGUACAAUUCAAAAGCUGCAAAUAGCCCAAGAACCAAGUAAAAUGAUUAGAGAGACAAUUACCGAGUCAAAAUAUUCAAUUCGCCAAUCAGGCACUACAAUAAAAUUGGAUUCCGAGGACGGUGAAACUGAAAACGCAUAAGAACAAAAAACGCACAAGCCAAAAAAAGC